Messenger RNA from Hevea brasiliensis (rubber tree), 1338 nucleotides. RefSeq lists its product as uncharacterized. The transcript has a single exon. The record is from RefSeq and is a predicted model, not a curated record. The coding region runs from base 274 to 903 and encodes 209 amino acids. Lineage: Eukaryota; Viridiplantae; Streptophyta; Magnoliopsida; Malpighiales; Euphorbiaceae.
UACUUGCUUUGUGUACCCACACUGUCACAAUUUGUCGUAACCCAAAUGCACAUUAUUUUUCUUCAUUUGUUUUCCAUUCCCAUUUCAUUAGCUGUAAUUUUUCUGCCCUUUAAAUACCUCUCUCUCUCCCCUUUCUCGCACCCAAGCCAAAAUCUUCUUCUCUUUAAUCAUCCUCCUCAUCUCCCCACAAACACUCAGAAUUAAAAAAAUAUAUAUAUAGAAAAAGAAAAAUCUCUUACGAGAACCAAAAAGAAAAAAAAAAAAAAAACUCUCAUGGAGAUGGAGCCAAGCACACCACAAGUGGCCAAAAAAAUAUGGCACAUAAUACGUGUGGUAUUCUUCAUGCUAAGAAAAGGCAUAUCAAAGAGCAGAAUAAUGGUGGAUCUACAUUUGAUGCUCAAAAGGGGUAAUAAGCUAGCAGGGAAGGCCAUAGGCAACCUCAUGUACCACCACCAUAAGUCCUCCUUCAGUUGUCGUUCCAAUGAUGCUCUUUCCUUCAUCUCCCCACGAGAAUACGAAUUCAGCUGCAGCAAUAGCCCUGCAACUAUCAACCCUUUCCUUGCCCACAAGCGCAAGCACCACCAUCACCACUUCCAUUUCGCCAAGUCUUACAAAUACGACGAUGUCACCACUGUGGCUGCGGUGCAGAAGAUGCAGAAGAUGCUUGAGAUGUUGAACAGUGAGGUGGUGGAGGCUUCACCUAUGGUGUUGCCUGGGUUUGGAAAGAGCCCAAUGGUGAGGCAACUGAGAAUAACUGAUUCACCAUUUCCUUUAAAGGAUGAGGGAGACAGCCAAGUGGACAAGGCAGCUGAAGAGUUCAUCAAGAAGUUCUAUAAGGACUUAAAGCUGCAAAAGACUGGUACUGCUUUUGAGUCACCGUACCAUGGCAUGUGGGGUAGAUGAUGAUGAAGAUGUUAUUUUUGCUACCCUUUUCGAUUUCUGGCUAAGGUUGCAUGCUCUCCGGCGGCCGGCAAAGAAUUAAUGCAUCCUCCAAGGCAAGUUGGUGCAAGCUAUUUGUCAAGAUAUUAGAUGCAAGAUCACAUGAUUAACAAAAUAAUAGCAAUGCUUCAAGUGACAUUUUUUUUGUAUGACAACUAGCUUAGCUUCUGCUAGCUAAAACACUCGAGAGGAUUAGGUGAAGGCGUGGUAUCAAGAGAUCAGCUAUUUUCCGGCAAUUAAUAAUGAUCACUUUUCUUUACCAUUUAAUAUUUACUAUCUGUUUCUUUUUCUGUCUCUAUCCACUUUGGUUCUUUCUCGUAAAUAUAUCAUGUAAACAUGGAAGAAAAUAAAUAAUAAUGAGUAGAAAAGAAAAGUUGAUACCUGGAUGAUAUAUAUUAA